CAGCGCCGCUUCGCCAUGUUAUCGGGGAAGCGCUUCGAGUCCUUGUCGUCUCAUAACUGAGGAACAGAUUCGCCGAAAUUAUUUGAAACGCCAAGACGACAAAUUAGACCUUCAGCUUUUCAUUCGUAAAUCCCCAAUUCGUUCGUCGCUGACCAGCGAAGUAGCUGGUCUGAACGGUUUUUGAUUUUUUUUUAUCCCAUUUGAAAGCCAAGGCGGCUGCCAUGGAUUUUUAAGGCAUAAUGCGGCACCUCUAAUGCAAUGGCGAUGCAUAGUGCAAGGCAAAAUCAACUGCGAAAUUCCAUCUUCGCAACUGCAAAGCAGUUAGGCUCUAAUACCGUCCGCGGUAUACCUGUGAGCCAGCCGGUGCCACUGCUCUUGGACCGGAGGAAGCUAACGCUAGCUAGCUAGUCAUCUUAGCUAAUAACGUCAAAUUGAGAGAGUGAUCCAUCGAUUCAUCUGAACGUCGUCAGCACUGUUGAUCAAAAUGAAGCCUCAAGACAUCGUCGCGGGGAAAACCAGCCUGUGGAUCUUCGGGUACGGGUCACUGGUAUGGAAGCCUGACUUCAAGUAUAAGAGGAGCAAGGUCGGCUACAUUCAAGGCUACAAGAGACGUUUCUGGCACGGAGACAACUUCCAUCGCGGGAACGACGAGUUGCCCGGAAGAGUGGUGACGCUGAUUGAAGAUGAUGACGCGAGCACCUGGGGGGUGGCGUUCGAGGUGACGGGCUCUCAAGUCGAGGAGACCCUGAAGUACCUCAACGUGCGUGAGACGGUCUGUGGUGGUUAUGCCACCAAAAUGGUGGAUUUUUUUGCCAAGGGGGAAAACCAGCCCCCGGUUAAGGCAUUGCUGUAUAUUGCCACCUCUGACAACCCCCUUUUCCUGGGGCCAGCCAGCCCAGAGGAGAUCGGCACCCAGAUCGCCAUGUGCAGGGGGAAGACGGGCCACAACCUGGAGUAUCUGCUCAGGCUGACUGAGUUCAUGAGGAACAGCUGCCCACACGUGGAAGACCAUCAUCUGUACUCCAUCGAGGCAGCAGCACUGACCAUGGUGUCCCAUCUGUUAGCAGCCCAGUAGCUCGUACCCUUUGUCUCACUAGCUUAUAUAGUGGAUGAAUACAUUAUGUAUAAACAAACACACACCUAACGCUGAGGCUUUUCACCUGUCAUUUAGUGUGCCCAUGUUUUAGAUGUUGUGAAAUCUAGCUUCACAAUACCAUUCCGUGUACUUAUGUCACUGAAUAGUGCUGAAGUGGUAACUAAAAGGAAGCAUUAUCUCAUGUUAACACUGUAAUGUCACAGCUGGCACAUGUGUCUAUGUUUACAAAAUGUAUGAUCACUAAAUUGUUCUUGACUGUAAACAUCUGCAUUUGUUUUCUUAAAAGGCACAUUUCCAGUUUAUUUGCACAAAUCAGGUUCCAUCCAAUACAUUCAGACGGUAAAACAACUAUUGGUGGUAGUUCAGCCUGUUUGUCAGUUGACCAAAUGGAUGUUUUGGUUUUUGAAGGUGUCAUCCAGUAUGCAGGAGAAUUCUAAUAAAUGGUUAAAAACAAA
This is a messenger RNA of Scatophagus argus, 1551 nucleotides long. RefSeq names its product ChaC, cation transport regulator homolog 1 (E. coli) (gene chac1). Gene Ontology annotation, molecular function: glutathione specific gamma-glutamylcyclotransferase activity; gamma-glutamylcyclotransferase activity. Lineage: Eukaryota; Metazoa; Chordata; Actinopteri; Scatophagidae. The transcript has 3 exons. Bases 485 to 1075 code for a protein of 196 amino acids. The record is from RefSeq and is a predicted model, not a curated record. Gene Ontology annotation, cellular component: cytoplasm. Gene Ontology annotation, biological process: glutathione catabolic process.